Messenger RNA from Microbotryum saponariae, 4774 nucleotides. The record is from the annotation of a GenBank genome assembly. NCBI's taxonomy places the organism in Eukaryota, Fungi, Basidiomycota, Microbotryomycetes, Microbotryales, Microbotryaceae.
AUGACGUCGCCGUUCGGAGGAGGCGCAUUCGGAGCAGGGGCAAGUGGAGGUGGUGGUGGUGGAGGAGCUUUUGGGGGUGGCUUCAGCCAGGCCACCAACCCCUUUGGAGCUGGCUCGACGGGCGUCUUUGGCGCUGCUGCUCCCUCAAGUGGUGUCUUUGGUGCAGCCGCCUCGACUUCGACCUCGCCUUGGCGGGCUUCGACUCCGGCGUCGGCCCACCACAAUGGAUCGACCUCGACUCUACCUGGUGCACCGUCGAGCGUGUUUGGAUCUUUCGCAACACCAGCAUCAACCAGUGCAGCGCCACCCGCAUCUGCCUUUGCCAACAUCCCUCAACCUCGGCAGCUCGACCGCCGACCACCAGCUUCCUCGGUCGCAACACCUCCUCCACCACGCGAUCCUAACCAGAUCUCGACGCUUGAAGUACUCGGCGAAGACUCGGAUGCAAGGAAACAGCGCUUUGAGAGUUCCCUUGCCAACAAUCGAUAUCUCGAGGUAGGUUCCCUCCCGCUCGGCCGGGUCUUCUUCGUGCCCGGCUGGUUCAGUGGCGCUGACCGACGAGAUGCAUGUCCGUGUUGCGUUCAUACGACAGUUGAAACCAUUACGAGAAGCUCAACGCUUACGGGACAUCAAGAAUGGGCUCAUCCCCGAUCCGCUCAAGCCGAUGCGCCUCGACCAGGCGACCGACUUCCUGGGGACCUGCCAAGACAUGUGUCCCGCGUGGGAGCGGGAGGAGCGAGAGUACCAGAACAACGUUGAUGCACUUGAAAGGGUCGGUGCAUGGAACAGAGAAUGUGCGCCGUUCUUGCGAGCUCAGCGCUGACAGGCCCCCCCGUCCUCCUCGCUCAGUAUCCGGGUACGACUCGCAUUGACCCUGCCCGAGCUGUCAAAGCAUUCCAUCGACCCGCAGCAGGGAAUGAACAGCCUCUACCCUCGGAUGUUCGACCACCACGCGUACUCAAAAAGACGCUCGACUAUCUCUUCCACCACCUCCUGCCGACCGCGCCUUUGCACGUGACCCACCCCUUCCUGCGGGAUCGAACCCGUUCCAUUCGCCAGGACUUGACGAUGCAAAACAUCCGUGGAGAGGAGGCGAUCGAAUGCAACGAACGCAUAGCUCGGUACCACGUUCUUGCUCUCGGCACAUUGCGCGAGCAGUCGAGUUUCAGUGAGAGUCAAGAGCUCGAACAAUUGCGCAAGGGUGAGCACUGUUUCGCCGAGUUCGGUUGGGGCUAUACGCACACUCACACCCGAGCCUCUCCACAUCAUAGUCCUUAAAUCUCUCAACGAGUUCUAUGACGACGCUCGGCUCGCCAAUCCACCGAUACCAGCCCCCAACGAAGCCGAGUUCCGAGCUUACAAUAUCCUCACCCAUCUGCGCGACCCCGACAUCAUUUGGUCCUGCGAACUGUUACCGCCGCGCGUAUUCGACGAACCUCGUCUUCAAAUCGCAUUACGGCUCCACGCGUUGGUGCAGCGCUCCAACAUCCCUCGUGGAGAGCGGGCAAGUCUCAAUGCCGCUUCCCGGUUCUUCAAGCUGCUGGCGAACCAAGAGGUCCCCUACCUCUUUGGCUGUAUCUUGUCGACACAUUUCGAUCAGAUCCGCAAGAACGCCCUCGAGACGAUGAAGAACGCCUACAUGCAACAGCAUAGUGGGUUUCCUGCGCGAACGCUCGUCAAGGUUCUUGGGUGCGAUGAUGAGGAAGAGAUCGAGUCGAUCUGCUCACAAUUAGGGAUAGGGGCGAAGAAGGACGAGAGUGGAGAACUGGUUGUCAUGCUUCAUAAAGCGGCUGUGAUCAAGAGUGAGUCUGAAGGGAGCUUGAGUGAACUGUGCUGUGAGCUGAGCUGCCCGCUUCGCUCUUUGCAGAUGUCACAUUGCAGCAAAGGGUGUCCCAGCGUCUCGUCGAAGCAAAGCGAGGGACGACGACCUAUCAAGCCGUCAUCGAUGGUGCGGACUAUGUCUCGGCUGCCGUGCAAACCCUACCCUCGGCAUCCUCACCGGCCGUGUCUCGAGCUCCUGCUGCCCCUGCACCAAAAAGACCUGCACCUACCCCAGCCGCCCCACCCACGUUGCUCACCUCGGCCCCUCAAGUUCCGCCGUUCGACAUUAUUAAGCCGGCCCUUGUCGAGCACAAGGUGCCCUCUUUCCAGACAUCAACCCCUCUUGCGUUCAGCUCCGCCCAAGCCUUACCAUCGACGACCCCAUCGACCCCAUCUCUCAAUCCCGUUGCACCUUUGUUCGUCCCAACCUUCGCUGCGAAUCCGAAGGCCGCCGCAUCCGCUCUCAAUCCCUUUGCAUCUGCUUCUACCGCUUCGGCUGCGUCAGCCUUUGCACCACGCCCCCAGCCGAGCGCCUUCUUCGCGCCUCCACCGCAGCGAACUGCACCGAAACAGGAGUCGGGCCAAUUUCCCGCUCCCAAAGCGUUCAGCUUCGAGUCCGCACCCCAGCCGGCCCCAGUUGUCGAGCCGCGGAAAGCUGCCGAGCCUAGUCCCGCAAGCAAGCCAUCACCUGAAGUUGUCAAAUCUGCUCCGACCAAGCCCAAGUCGGUCCAAGCGCCGGUCUUGCUCCCCAAGUCGCCGUCGCCGCCGAAACUUGCCAAGGUGGAUCAAGGUCCUCUGAUCGCGUCACUCAGUAAGAUAUUCGUCGACGAGUUACUUGCAUCCGCUGCACGGUCGUGUGCUCAACAUGCGGCCGAACAGGCCCUCGAGGAUUAUUGGGACACGAUCGCGCAUGAUGAGCAAAGGACGAUGGAGUACGUUGCUGCGAAGCUGGCUGCUGACCUAUUGGAAGGCCAUGCGAGGCGCGUGACGGCGAGUGAACUUGUUCGAGCCAAGAGGCAACGACGGAUGACGAGGAAUGUUUGGAACUCGUGGAGGUUGAGGACGAUGUUGAGUUUGGAUGCGAAGGAGAGGGAUCGAGAGAGGAGGAAGAGGUUCGAGGAGAAUGUCAGGGAAAUUACGGCUUCGGUAGGGGUGGGGAGGACGGCGUGGGACCAAGGGGAGGAUUAUUCCUUUGAUGGGGCUUUGGACCUCUCGACGCUUUCGUUGGGGUUGCCAGACCUUGAUGCGCCGUCGGCGCCUUCGGUCCAGGCCGAUCGAGCGUUCGCGGAUCAGAUCUAUACUGCUCAAGCAAGACGAGACAAACUUUGGAGGUCAGGAACGAUGCUUCACACUCUGGCCCAACACGUCGACUCGCUCGUGCCUACUCAGCAAGCCACACGGCAAGCAUGGGCUGCCCUUGUCUCGACAACCUCGACCACUUCGACGUUCGCAACUUGGUUGGCUCGCAAAUUCGACUUGUCCGACUUGGAACUGACGAGUACGAUCGACAUGCCGCAUGUCGACCUCCUUGUCGAGAUGGUCGCGCACGAGGACGACCCACGCCAAGAGACCCUGGAUGACGUGGGGUUGAUCCUGCUCGAUUGUACCGAGGAACUUGCCGCUUCGGAUCUAUAUGCCGCUUGUCAGCGCGUUCAUCAACUUGUCGAAGCUGCGAAUGAGGUUUCACGCUUCAAUCCAUCGUUACUUAUCACGUGUUGCCCUUCGACGACGCUUACGCUGGAGGAGCAAGUUGAGCUUAAACAAAAGGUGAGUAAGGUCGUUCGUUUCUUCAGCCCCAAGAUCGAGCAACCCGAUUGCUAAAGCAGGAACGCCAUGUCACAGCUUUUGGAUGAGCUUAAUAUCAACGCGCUUUGGGAUGGAUUGCAAGCGGUGGAUGUCUGGAUCGCAAGACUAGAUGACGCUGAGGAAGACUUUGAUCAGCUCAUACGAACGACUUUGCCGAAUCUGGCGAUACGGGUGGAUCGGGCUAAGCGCCCUCUCAUUGGUACGUUCGGUUCGGGUAGCGUGCAUGUGACAGCUUGGAACUGACUACUUCUGGCACCAUCAGACUUCGUGGCACCUCUCUUACGGUCUUGGUCCGAUGCGCGGGCUUUUGCACUCUCCCAACGUUGCUCAACUGACGAUCGUGAGUCGAAUGGUAAGCCAAGUUUUUUUGCGCGGGAAACUGAUCCCUAUCAUAUCCAGCUAUUACCGCAUGCAACAUCCUCUUGUCGUCUUUGUCUCUGAUCCUCUCUUCGGCGAAAAAGACCGCCAUCGCCAACUCUCCCUUCCAUCCUAUCGAAUCCUUACCGCUCUUGUCCACCACCGCCUCAAUGUCAUUCCGCAACCGCAUACAAUCUUAUGUAUCGGACAAGCGACUAAAAUUGCUUGGACCUUCACCUUUGCUGAAUUCAGCGUUGAGCGAGUUCCCGCCCGUUACGGAUGGUCAGUCACUGUGCUCAUAUGUGCGUCGAAGCCGAUCUCGAAGCUCACGCGCCCUUGAUUCCUCCUACGACUCGCAGCCACGCUCGCUCGUUUACUCUUCGACCAUCUGGAAAAUCGUGUUCUCUCCAGCGUGGAAGGGUGCUUCAUACAACAAGAUACCUACGACUAUGAACUCCGGCGAACGCAUGCACGAUUGGCAGAACACCUCUUUACUCUACCCCGGGACGACGACGAGCUUUCCUCUGAACCUAUCAAAGAGAAUAUCGCAAUAGCCUCGACGACUCUCACAUCGAAACAAAAGGGCAAACGCAAAGCUUCUGCGUCCCCCGAGGUAGCGUUGAGCAAGAACAAGAAGACUGUUCUUGAACUGAACGGGACGACACCGUCGACGACGGUGGAUCGCUUGAGCGCGUUGGAGAAGAUCAUGAAAGAAGCGAAAGGGUUGUUGACGAUGGGAGGGGGGAGUUUGGAGACGGGUUCGAACAGUUCGAGGGUGUCGAUUGUUUGA